Molecule: messenger RNA, 848 nt
Organism: Oppia nitens
Lineage: Eukaryota; Metazoa; Arthropoda; Arachnida; Sarcoptiformes; Oppiidae
Product: E-selectin-like
Exons: 5
Coding region: 33-848 (271 amino acids)
Source: RefSeq, a predicted model, not a curated record
UAAUACUUACAUAUAGUCAAGCAUCAAAUGGUAUGAAUAGUAAUAAGACUAUACUUUCUGCCGAUACAACCAUUGAAUGUCCAAAUAUUGGUAAUCCCGAACACGGGACAGCAUCGGGAACAUGCAGUCCGGGAACUCCGUCGGGCAUAUGUUCAUUCAGCUGUUCCAAUGGCUUCAACUUAGAUGGACAAACUACUGUGACGUGCAAUCCCGACGGACAAUGGACUGAUAAACCAGCCGUUUGUAAACCUAAAGAGUGUCCACCAUUAAGUCCGGGUCAAGGAGUUAUCAUGAGUGGCGCCUGUACUCCGGGUCUAUUUGAUCAAUCCUGUACACUAUCGUGUGAAUCGGACAUUUCUCAGACCAAAGUAGUCAAAUGUCAAGAAGAUGGCACAUGGAGUGAGUCAACCGAUGAUUUUGAAUGCAUUCAAACAACUAUAAGUCCCACUAAUAGUACAGAUAGUUGUCGAUCUCUUAAUUUUUCCCGAGGGGUUAAACCUAAUGAUAUUUGUUUUCGCGGACAAAUUGGUACUAAAUGUUUGAUUCAAUGCAAAAGAGGUUAUCAAAUGGCCGGUCGACGAAAUACAACAACGUUAACGUGUAAUUCAAAUGGCAAAUGGAGAGGACGUAUUGGUAUCUGUUUAAGACAAUGUAUUGCAAUACCGGCACAUAAUGGACUGUUAACUGGUCAGUGCCUACCAACUGGUUUAGCCGGAAGGCAUUGUGCCCUAACAUGUGCUCACAAUUAUCUAUUAGUUGGUCCCAGAUAUGCUCUUUGUACACAAUAUGGUGUUUGGGAACCAAUGGUUCCCCGAUGUGUCUAUGACCCUGAUGAUGGUUGUAAAUAA